Messenger RNA from Ostrea edulis (European flat oyster), 1980 nucleotides. Its product is annotated as interferon-induced protein 44-like. Gene Ontology annotation, molecular function: GTP binding. NCBI's taxonomy places the organism in Eukaryota, Metazoa, Mollusca, Bivalvia, Ostreida, Ostreidae. The transcript is spliced from 7 exons. Bases 112 to 1095 code for a protein of 327 amino acids. The record is from RefSeq and is a predicted model, not a curated record.
AGCAGAGUGAACUGCGUCUUAGAAACUCACUCACAUCAUUAGAAAUCGAAACGCAGUACGUCCUUUCGUCAAACAGCACUCCCUGAACAGAACUUGAGAUUUUCAUGCAAGAUGGACAAAAGCCAAUUUCUGAAAAGUGAUGAUUACACUUCAGAAAUCCCCAAAUCUGUUUCCAAGCGAAAUUCGCCAAACCCGAUCAGGUCUGCGGUAAAAGUGGGAAAUUCUGUACUUCUGGACAAACCGUGGAGGAAGUUUCCGGAGUUCAACACGGAGACGUUACAGCAACUAAAGGAAGCAGUUGUAGAUUACAAACCUAAUAGCGAGACUAAUGUGUCUGCAGCAAACAUUCUUCUGAUUGGUCAGAUAGGUGCGGGGAAAUCUAGUUUCUUCAACUCUGUCAACUCGAUCUUCCGCGGCAAGAUCACCAGUAAGGCCCGCUGUGGGAGCUUCGAACACAGCCUUACAACCGUGUUCCGAAAGUACACCAUGAAGGACCAUAACACUGGGCAGAACCUGAAGAUUCGCCUGUGCGACACUCGUGGAUUUGAGGAGGAGUAUAAGAUAGAAGCCCAGGAGAUCGGCUACAUACUGGACGGAAACGUGCCGGACAGGCACCAGUUUAAUCCAUCAUCACCUUUUACAACAGAGACUUUUGGCUUCAUUCGGAAUCCGCAACUUAGCGACAAAAUUCACUGCGUGGCGUUCGUUGUCGACGGAAGUACGAUUGACGUCAUGCCUGAGGAAAUCCUAAAACAACUGAAGGAAUUACAGGGCCGCAUGAAUCAGAGAAAUAUACCUCAAGUGGUGUACAUGACGAAAAUGGACAAAGUGUGUCCGAAAGUAGACAAAGAUACCGCCAAUAUGUUCUACAGCUCAGGUGUCCGUGACGCCAUUGACAAGAUGUCUGACAUCAUGGGACUACCACGUGGUUAUAUUAUGCCGAUCAAAAAUUACGAAAGUGAGACUGGUUUGGAGCCGAAUACUGAUAUCCUGAUUUUGAAAGCCUUGCAGCAGACGACAGACUUUGCAGACGACUACAUGGAGGAACAACUGGAUAAAAUGGCAGCCGAAAAGAGAAGAGAGGAAAAGCAUUGAACGGAUAUAAUUGGGGUCAAAUCAAACUGACCAAUCAGUUAGAAAUGGGGAAAAUAGGUUCAGAAGUAUGGAUGUGUUUUUAAAAAAAAAAAAGACCUGCAUAUGGUAGACAUGGAUUGCUGAUUUUGUUGAGGUUGAUGUAAAGAAUUAUAGACUUGGUUGAGAGUAUAUGAAAACUAUAUACAGGGUGGUUCAUAAGUCAUGCAACCAUUUCUGUUGCCUAUAUGUUUAUCACAUUGCGACCGAUUUUAAAAAUCUCAUACCGCAACAUGUAAUAAACUAGGGGCCUAAGUCAUGCCGCGAUAUCUGAUAAACACUAAGUCAUAUCACGACAUCUGAUACACAACAUAUAACGAUAUCUGAUAACUACAUAUAGCGAUAUCUAAUAAACACCAAGUCAUAUCGAGACAUCUAAGAAACACAACACAUCGCGACAUCUGAUACACAACAUAUAGCGAUAUCUGAUAAACACCAAGUCAAUAUCGAGAUAUCUGAUAAACACAACACAUCGCGACAUCUGAUACACAACAUAUUGCGAUAUCUAAUAAACACCAAGUCAUAUCGCGACAUCUGAAACACCACAUAUAGCGAUAUUUGAUAAACACUGUUUAAUAGCGAUAUCUGAUAAGCACUUGAGUUAUAUCGCGGCAUCUGGUAAACAAUAACAUGAUUUUCUAUUUUUUGGUUCGUGUUACAAACUCUAAGCUGUCACAAAAUAUGUAAAUACGAUGUGGGAAAGAUACAGAUGGUCUCUUCUAUACCAACCACUUGUCUACAAUAAUACUUUAUCUAUCUACAUAUAUAACCCUUUAUCCUCUCGAUUUGUUUUACCCGCUUACAAUGAAUAUCUGUACAUGCAUGAACUAAUAAAGAGGAAAUGAGUAA